GCUGAGAGGAGACAGCACCAGUGGCCCCUCUUCACACUGUGAGAGAAGGAGACAUGGAAGGAAAGCUGGGUUUGUCACAGUGCUAUUGCCUCUUGAAGUCAAAUUGUGUCGUCCUCUUCAGAGCCGUGUGACGCAGAGUUUAUUAUGGAGGAUGUGAAGCCUGAGGGCUGGCGGCAGCUACUUCAACCCCAUGGUGCAGCUGGCAAAAACAGCACGAGACUCCUUCGCAGGUCCUCAUCAUGGAGGAGGCCUGGGGAGCGGGGUUAUUACGAGGGCCCCGCGGCUCAGGUGAAUGAGCCCCCUCGCGGAGCUCGUCCUCUGAGCUGCAUAGAGGGUGGCAGGAUGGACAAAUGGCUUCAGACACUGGAGAGACUCCAAUCACGUCGGCCUCAGAAUCAAAUACCUCAGUUUGCGGACAGGACAGUAUCAAUGCCAGUUCUCCCGAAUGAGAUGGCGGGAAGUAACGCACUAUGUCCUGAUGUUUCCUCUCUCUGCAGGAGGAAUCAGACCCCUGGUGUCUGUCCCAGUGUAUGUGAAAGCUCCUCGAGCAGCCUGGAGUCUGUUCACAUUAAAGCUGCUCCUGCUGCAGAAAGAGCUCAGUUCUGUGCUCUCGCUCCGGUUCGCUUCGGCUGGCUGCCCAUACAAAGACACAUGAUACUGAACAACUUCUCUGACAACCACCAUGACAACAGUAGAUGCCAGCAGAAACUGAAGUCUCCCAUCACUCCAGUACUGCUCAGCACUCCUGCCAAACUUAAUUGGCCAACACCAAAUGACAGGGAAACUGCUAGGCCUGAACCUGUAGGCUUCAGAUACUGGAGGACACCUGAGAAAACACCAUCCGUCCUCCAUCAGGCUUCGAGAUCCGUGAGCUCCGAGGGAGGACGAAAUGGACCGCAAGCCUGGAAUCCGAAAGCCGAGAUGGACACAUGCCACGCUGGACCUCAUCCCGUGUUGAGAAAUCCCACAUGCAGGCGUGGAAGCGCGCCGGAGUCCUUCAGCUCCUCAAUAUCGUCCAUCACUAUCACUUCCAGGAAGGUCAUGCACACAAACUCCAGGCCUCUGAGUCCAGCGACGAAUGACCUCGCCGAUGGACGAAGAAAAGCUUUAGUGGUCAAAGUCACAGAACAGAGGACAAAAAGCACUUCCAGCCUGCACAUCGCCUCAACCUCUGGCUCUGAUCGUGAAGAGAUGGACCACGGCGUGGUACUGAGAAGAAAGGCAACCAUUGUGAAAAUGACCGAACAGAGAGAGCGCUUCAGUCCAGUGCAGUACAGACACAGCUACACUGAAGGACUCCAUAAUGAAUCUAAAGUCAAUCCCUCACCAUUAAACCAACCGUUAACUAUAUCUCUAGAGCCAGGAGGAAACCAGUGGAGUUCCCAGCACAGAUCUAGCCUGUCUCUGUACCUCAGCAACCCAAACGAUAGCAGCACAGCAGGGGAGAGCGACACCAAAACAUACAAGCCACCUCGAAGGCCUCUCAGCUGCGACGCAAGCCUGUUUAACCGCACAGAACUUGGCAAUAAUGCAGUUACACAUCCAGCAUUUCACAACAAGAGCUCUCCUGUUCCCCAGAAGACAAAUAUUGACCUUGUUAGUUCCAGCAGCAGCGAAGCAAGAAGGCGCUGGGCCUCCGGUGGCGAGGACAGGAGCGCGAGGAAAGAGUGGGAUCGUGAGGAACCUAUUUCAGGAAUCAGACCUCUCACGCUACUAAAAGCAGCAGAUAACUUGGCUGAUCUGAGUGCAGACGCCGUCCUGGCCCUGAACGCCGCUGCGGUUAUCGCCAACAUAAAGCUGCAGGCCCAGCAGAGACGAACUACAUCCCACACAGCAACGGCAGUGUGUUUAACAGAGGAUAGAGGGCAAAAUGAACACGGAGAGCUCAAAGAAGAGGCUGCUGGUGCUGAUGGAAAGAACAAAACAUGUCCAGCAGAUCAAUGUGUGGAUUUUGUCCCAUUGGAGUCCCAAAAUGACCUUUCUGAAACUGCUUUAGUUCCACUGUCACUUAGCGAGGCUUUAGCGAUCAGACGGCCUGAUUUCAUCCAGCGCUCACAGGCCAGACUUCGAGCCCUGGAGAGGAGGUCGCAGGAGAGGCAGAACUCCUACAGCUCACCGCAGACACCCGAGAGCGGAGAAAGCCUUGUGAAAUCCAAAGACAAAAGCAUCACGGGAAGGAGUCUACAGCUGCGGUCCAAGAGGAGUUAUAACCAGCUGCCUGAGGUGAGGAAGAGGAGAGAGGAAGAAAAGAGGAAAAAAGAAGAAGAGAAAAGAAAACUGGCGUCUCGGACCAACAGGCUGCGGGCAGAGCUCUUUAAAAAGAAACUUCUAGAGCAGAUUUUGCAGAGGGGAGGAAAUCACUGACACCGCCUUGGACUCGUGUUUCUUCUCACUCCACAGUUCUCAUGCCGGCCCUUGAAAAAUAUGACAUGACAUUAGUUAUAAAUGUUAUGGAAUAGUUCCUUUCAGAAUGAAUGUGCCUUAAACAUGGACUGCAGCCUCAUUUCUUUGGCUCUGGAUUACAUCUUCUCUCUCUAUACAUACAUUACUGGUCAAAAGUUUGAAAUAAUUAAGGUUUUUUAAUGUUAAGUCUCUUAUGUUCAGCUAGGCUGCAUUUAUUUGCUCAAAAAUACAGUAAAAACAGUAAAAAAUGUGAAAUAGUAUUACAAUUUAAAAUAACAGUUUUCCAUUUGAAUAUAUUUUAACAUGUAAUUUAUUCCUGUGAUACAAAGCUGAAUUUUCAGCAUCAUUACUCCAGUCUUCAGUGUCACAUGAUCCUUCUAAUAUGUUGAUUUGCUCUGAUUAUUAUCAAUGUUGAAAACAGCUUCUUCAUAUGUUUAUGGAAACCUUGCAUUUUUCAGUCCUACAGAUUCUCAGCAGUAUCACAUGGCAGACACAGGACAUCAGGAGAGUCUUUUGGCUUCUUAGAGAUGCUACAGUUGCCAUAUAGAUGGAUAGUUGGCCCUUUCAGUGCCUCUAUCCCUGUCAUAUAUUAUGUAAGAGACACGAUAUAAAAGAGCACACGGCUCCGGUCCUCAUCACUAAAAGCCUAAAAUCCAACAUUUGAAGACAUUCUUAUAACAUGAAGGACCUGAUCUCGCUCUCAGCCUUGAAGUCGUAGGUUCUGCGGGCUCAUUAUGACAUCAGUAGCCUUCCUCAGUCCGUGUCUCUCCGAGCCAUUAGCCGGGAGCAAAAGGAAUUUGACCUCGUCUGAAUAGGAAUGCAUCACUAAUGGAGCCGAGUGCUUGCGCGGGGUGAAAGAGGCUUUUGUCCUCUCUCCGAAUGAGCCAAGACUGUCCCACAUGUGCCUGCUUAGACGGGACAUGACUGUGCAAUAGUCGAGUUAUAAACUGAAGCCUUGAAAUAAAACUUGAUUUGACAGACUUUAUAUUAUAUCCUGUUGUUGUGUUUGGUAUUUUAACUAUUACACUUUAAAAUCAAAAGAUUGGGCCAGAAGAUGUGGAGUGCAGUAAUGUAGCUUUCUUUGUGUGAUAAGAUGAUGUAUUUUAGGCCAGAAAUGUAAGUGCAAAUGCCCAACCAAGGACAAAGUAUCCCUGUAAGUCCCUGUAAGGCAAGUCAUUUCACUCAGCGGCCAUCUUCGUAACACUAUUUCAGUCAUGCAAGUAACAGCUUUUAUUUCUUUGAAUGGGGAAACAUCAAAUUCGCCAAAGCAAUGCAGCAAACUUACUAUUAAAUUUCAUAUUUGAAAUCGCCAAUGAAAUCUGACAACUGUUCUAUAAAUUUUGUUUCUAAGGCUCAAAUAGGACUAAAAAGCUUAUUUUUCAGAUUUUUGAGUUUUCUCAAAUUUUUGUUGUGGUUGAGAAACCUCAAAAAUCUGCUGAAGCUGGUUUCCUUAAACUUUUUAAGUUUGCUCAACUUCUUUUUUUUUUUUUUACAGUGCUGUAAAAAAUCAAAAGUUGAGAGAACUUAAACGUUUAAAGGGGUCAUAUGAUGCUUUUUUAAAGAUCAUUAUUUUAUGUAUUUGGUGUAACAGAAUAUGUUGACAUGUUUUAAUGUU
Messenger RNA from Onychostoma macrolepis, 4018 nucleotides. RefSeq names its product chromosome 12 C10orf90 homolog (gene c12h10orf90). The coding region runs from base 145 to 2364 and encodes 739 amino acids. Gene Ontology annotation, biological process: regulation of centriole replication. The record is from RefSeq and is a predicted model, not a curated record. The transcript is spliced from 11 exons. Gene Ontology annotation, cellular component: cytosol; centrosome; centriole. Lineage: Eukaryota; Metazoa; Chordata; Actinopteri; Cypriniformes; Cyprinidae.